Messenger RNA from Paraglomus brasilianum, 326 nucleotides. The record is from the annotation of a GenBank genome assembly. Lineage: Eukaryota; Fungi; Glomeromycota; Glomeromycetes; Paraglomerales; Paraglomeraceae.
CAAAUGAUUAUGUUCACAUUGAAGACAAGAAUAAUUGGACAAUCCUUACUGAUGAAGAUGUAAUAGAAUUAGUAAAUUGGGAGGAGAUGAGUAGCAAAAGUGAAGCUGAAAUGGUAGAAAAGUUAGAAACAAUAAGUAAUAGAACAGCCAGUACAUCAAUUGACACAGUUUUAAAAUUCUUGUAUCAACAAGGAUCAGAAUUUGGUGAGGUUGUCAAAGAAGUAAAGAUUUUGAGAGCAUUAUGCAGAUGGGUGGAGCUAGUCAUUCAGAAAAAUCUUAAACAAGUUAGUCUUCACCAUUUUGAGGAUAAAAUGAUUGAACAGUAG